Messenger RNA from Menidia menidia (Atlantic silverside), 903 nucleotides. The record is from the annotation of a GenBank genome assembly. Lineage: Eukaryota; Metazoa; Chordata; Actinopteri; Atheriniformes; Atherinopsidae.
AUGGAUGGCAGCAUUAACAGCCCCGCAGAGGGACCAGGUGAAGAUGGAGCCGCGCACGAACGUUUUGCGCUCGUCAGAGCCGGAGUUCUGGGGUUGGUUUUCGUCCUCGCAACGUGCAGCAACUUCUUCUUCUUGGCCGCCCUUUUUAAAAGGAGAAAGAGAAAUACAAGGACCCAGCUGUUUCUUCUACACCUGUGCUUGGCGGACCUGGUGGUGGCGUUUUUCCAAGUUCUACCGCAGUUCUCCAUUGAAAUUACGCACAGGUUCCGGGGGACAGACUUCCUGUGCCGCUCCAUAAAAUACUUGCAGGUGGUUGGAAUGUUUGCCUCCGCGUACAUGAUAGUGGCUAUGACUAUAGACCGCUACCAUGCAGUCUGCAUGCCCAUGGUUUCCUUCUUAGAGGGCUCGUUUAGGAGGUAUAUCUCCAUUGGCGCAGCGUGGCUCAUCUCUCUCGCCUUCAGCUCUCCGCAGCUCUUCAUCUUCUCUCUGCAGGAGGUCGAGGCGAACCAGUUCGACUGCUGGGCGACAUUUAUUGAACCGUGGGGGAGCCGUAUCUACAUCAGCUGGAUCACGCUGGCGGUGUUUGCAUUGCCAGCCGUCAUUUUGCUGUACUGCCAAAUGAGAAUAUGCACAACGAUAUACUUCAACAUGAAGAGAAAGGCUUUGCAGUCAGGGCGCGCGGGCACGAAAGGGGUAUCCAACGCAAUGCUCAAGACCGUGAAAAUGACUUUUGUAAUUAUAAUGGCGUAUACACUGUGUUGGAGCCCAUUCUUUGUGGUCCAUUUAUGGUCUGCGUGGAGUCCAAGCAGCGCGCCCACGGAAGGUCCAGUCUUUUCCAUUAUCAUGCUGUUGGCCAGCCUCAACAGCUGUACUAACCCUUGGAUAUAUCUCUACUAUAGCUAA